Molecule: messenger RNA, 1873 nt
Organism: Eublepharis macularius
Lineage: Eukaryota; Metazoa; Chordata; Lepidosauria; Squamata; Eublepharidae
Gene: PRAF2
Product: PRA1 domain family member 2
Exons: 3
Coding region: 18-554 (178 amino acids)
Cellular component (GO): membrane
Source: RefSeq, a predicted model, not a curated record
CCCCUAAACGAGCGAAGAUGUCCGAGGUGCGGCUCCCGCCGGUGCGGCCGCUGGACGACUUCUUGCUGGGCUCCACCCGGCUGGCUCCGCCGGACCUGCGGGACCUGCAGCGGUGGCACAACCGGGUCAUCAACAACCUCCUGUACUACCAGAGCAAUUACCUGCUGGUGCUGGGCGCGGGGCUGCUGCUGGGCGGAUACUUCCGUCUCCUCCUGACUCUGCUGAGUGGGGCACUGGUCACUCUGAUCUUUGUGGGCUUUGUCUGGGCGGCGGAGAACAAGGCCCCCGUGCGGCGCUUCCGGCGGAACUAUCCUGGCACCUGCCUCCUCGCCGUCUUGGGCUCUGCGUACUUCCUGGUGUCUCUCUUUGAUGGUUCUGCCGUCUUCCUGUGUUUCGUUGCUGCACCCAUAGCAUUGAUUCUCAUCCACGCUUCCCUGCGUCUCCGCAAUCUCAAAAACAAGAUCGAGAACAAAAUCGAAAGCAUCGGAUUGAAGCGGACGCCCAUGGGGCUGCUCCUAGAAGCUCUUGGGCAGGAACAAGAAGCCGGAUCCUAAGUGCAGUCACCCCAUUUCUCCCUUCCUCUGGAUAUGUCGCCUUCCUUUCGUUGACUGUCAACAUCCCCCACUCUGUUGCUGUCUGUUCACUUAACCCAAUCUAGUGGCUUGGCUAUGAGCUUGAGUAAAUGAGGCACUUUCCCUGGAUUAUUGUGAAUAACCAGUGGCGCUCCCAGACUCCAGGUGCAGAAGAUGAGGAUUAAUAGCAGAGCAAAAGGGUAGGGGUGAGGGCGGUAAAAUCAAGACUGUAUUCUUGUAAGUAUUGACUGUAAGUAUUGACUAUCGGGACUGUUCCCUGUCUGAUCUUAGGAAACCUCUCACAUAUCCUAGAGAAAGGAAGAAGCAGCAAAAGAGAAUAUUGAAAUGAAAGGCAGUAUUUUUUUAAAUGUUAGCCUGUGGGACUCUUGACACUUGAUUUUAUUCGUGAUGAAUCAAGACUUGGUCCUAGUGUAAAGAGUAGUCAGCUAGGAAAGCGGGCUAGUUUUGGCUGUUCCAAUGAAGGCUCAUCUCUAGAAUAAUUAUUCCUAGCAUUUAGAUAGUCAAAUAUUUGGACGCACUUCACAUGCAUUGUCAUGUUGUAAUCCUGGCAACAGCCCUGUAAGGGAGGGCAGAAGUGGUAUUAUCCCUGUAUUUUGCGGAGGAAGGAAUGAGAGGCGGUGGCUGGCCUAAAUCCAUCUAGUGGUUUUCUGCCGGGACAAGGUAUGGUUCAGUUUCAGCCCCCCGUGCUGCACCUGGCCUUCUGGCUUUUGGCCUCUUAAGUUUUAUCGAGAGAUUUCCUAUCGGAGGAAGUUAGGUAAGGUUGAGGGAAGGUGGAGUCAUUUAAAAGAUGACUGAGCUAAGUGUUCUUAUGAGCUGUGAAGGCCAGCAUUCUCAUCCCUCCAUAGGUUUCUCUUCCUUUAUGCUUAGCGUGGAGGUGAAAUUCCAAAAGGCUGAAGCCACAUGCAGCUUGUGCAGUCCCCAGUUGCCCGGGAGGGGAGGUGCCCUAGGUAAUUUCCGUUUUGCAUAGCAUUUUUAGGAGAUUGUGAGAGCCUCACCCAUUCCAAGAGGCAAAGUCCAGAACAUGCUCUGUCACAAUGCAUGCUUGUCCAAGCCAGUCCACGAUCAGUUGGGUCUUACGCAAAACUUUUCAAGAAUGAACCGACAGAAUACGUAGCUCUGAGCAGCAAAGACGACGCCGCUACGUUUCCUCAAGGGUCCAGAUGCAUUGCCAAAAAGACGGGGUGGAAAUACGGCACCCCUCCUUAUCUUUAAAUACCCAACUAGUAUCUGUUUGACAAGGGUAGGGGAUGGAACUGGUAAUAAAAAACCCCUGUGUACUA